UUCCCUCGCCAUAGUCACAUGUUCAAACCCGGUAGUGAAAAGAAGAACACGCUGUUGCUAUUGACUGAGAUCACACCGAGCUGCUCUAACGCAAUCCGGAUCAGUACAGAACCGGUUCAGGUUCCGUUUGUGGUCUCAACCCGUGCAGCGUGACGUCAUGUCGGUGGUCGAGUGUGUACCUGGACAGUUUGAUGACGCAGAGCCGGACAGCGGCCAAUCAGAGGUGUCGGCUAUUCUGCCUCAGAUCAGGGAUGUCACUCUGCAGCCCUCAUCACACCAACAGGAAGAGGACAGUGAAGAGGAGGAGGAGGAGGAGGAAGAAGAGGAUGAGGAGGAUGAUGAUGAUGAUGAUGAAGAGUGGGCGUGGUGUUCGGCAGGAAGAGAUCUGACCAAGAGAUACAACAGGACGACUCUCAACUGUCAGGCCAACCGACAGAAUCCGUCCAAUAAGACGCUGCCUUCAUCGACUCCAUCUGAUAAAGCUCUGAGGAAAUAUGAACACAAGAUAAACCUAGAUAAACUGAAUUAUGCCGACUCAGUGAUCAAUAAAGUGAUGACGAUGCAGAAGCAGAAAGACGCUGACACGUACAGAGUGAAGGACAAGUCAGAUCGAGCCACAGUCGAACAGGUUUUGGAUCCUCGGACUCGAAUGAUUCUGUUUAAGAUGUUGAGUCGAGGAGUGAUUUGUGAAAUCAACGGUUGCAUCAGCACAGGGAAGGAGGCGAAUGUUUAUCAUGCCAGCACCUCAGCAGGAGACAGUAGAGCCAUCAAGAUCUACAAGACCUCCAUCCUGCUGUUCAAAGACCGAGACAAAUACGUCAGUGGAGAGUUCAGGUUCCGUCACGGUUACUGCAAAGGAAACCCCAGGAAAAUGGUGAGAACCUGGGCGGAGAAGGAGAUGAGGAACCUCAUCAGGUUGCAAACAGCAGGAAUCCCAAGUCCAGAACCUCUGCUGCUCAGAAGUCACGUUCUGCUGAUGAGCUUCAUUGGAAAAGACAACGUGCCGGCUCCCCUGCUGAAGAACGCGUCAUUGUCUGAGUCGAAGGCUCGUGAGCUCUACCUGCAGGUUCUGCAGAACAUGAGGAAAAUGUUUCAGGACGCCCGACUCGUCCACGCUGACCUCAGCGAGUUUAACAUGCUGUAUCACAACGGAGACGCUUACAUCAUCGAUGUGUCACAGUCGGUGGAGCACGAUCAUCCUCACGCUCUCGAGUUCCUCAGGAAAGACUGCAGCAACGUGAACGAGUUCUUUGUGAAGCGCGGCGUGGCAGUGAUGACAGUCAGAGAGCUGUUUGACUUCAUCACCGACCUGUCGAUCACCUGCCACAACAUCGAUCAAUACCUGGAGAAGGCGAUGGUGAUUGCAGCUGAGCGGACGUCUGAGCAGCGAUCAGAUCAGGACAGAGUGGACGAGGAGGUGUUUAAGAAGGCCUACAUUCCCCGGACUCUGACGGAGGUGAGUCACUACGAGCGAGACGUAGACCUGAUGAGGACAAAGGAGGAAGACUCGGCCAUCACCGGACAUGACGAUAAUAUUCUGUAUCAGACGCUGACCGGACUGAAGAAGGACCUCUCUGGAGUUCAGACGGUUCCUGCUCUCCUGGAGGAUGAGCACUCCUCAUCAGAGGAGGAGGAGGAUGAAGAGGAGGCAGAUCAACAGGAGCAGAGUGAGGAAACCCCAGUGGACAGAAAGGAGAAGAAGAAGCUGACGAAAGAAGCUCAGAGAGAAAAAAGAAAAAGUAAAGUACCGAAACACGUGAAGAAGAGGAAGGAGAAGGUGUCCAAGAUGAAGAAGGGCAGAUGACUUCCUCUUUGUCAGUGUGGACUUCCUGUGUUCGACCCCCCUGUAAUGAAAGAACAUGAACAUGAACCCAGACUGAACACAAACAUCACUACUCGUCCAGCAGCUGUCUCAACACAACAUCCACUUACACACCUUUUACUGGAGCUUAAAGACCAAGAGAUGCGGUUGAAAGCUCUGGAAGAAGCUUCAGCAGCAGCUGCUCCGAUUGGUUCAUAGCCAUCCUGGUGACAUCACCGCUUGCUGCAGGUUUGAAAGUGUGCUUCAGUACAUCAACAACAGAGAGAAACUGAUCGAUGAUUAAUAAAGGUUUUAAUCUGACAGUU
Xiphias gladius (swordfish) is the source of this 2127-nucleotide messenger RNA. It is a transcript of the gene riok1, whose product is annotated as RIO kinase 1 (yeast). Gene Ontology annotation, cellular component: cytosol; preribosome, small subunit precursor. The record is from RefSeq and is a predicted model, not a curated record. The transcript has 17 exons. The coding region runs from base 158 to 1804 and encodes 548 amino acids. Gene Ontology annotation, molecular function: ATP binding; protein serine/threonine kinase activity. Gene Ontology annotation, biological process: maturation of SSU-rRNA. Lineage: Eukaryota; Metazoa; Chordata; Actinopteri; Istiophoriformes; Xiphiidae.